AUGCAAUCAUCACAGACCUCGAAGGCCAUGUGCAUCACGUUUUGUUUGCCGGAGGAGUUGGAAUUUGAAAGUCUGUGUCAAUUGCUGUGUUCAAAGGGUUCAUUGAAGAUGGACUGUUCCGGCAGGUGCCGAUCAGGGCUUCCAACCCUAUGAAGACUCCCAAGAAGAGCUGAGACGAAAAACCUGCUGCUGCCGUGUGUUUAAAAACUGUCUUGCACCAUCUAAACCAUAGUGUUCUGCUGCUGGACUAGUUGAGGAUCGUAGCCAUGUACCAGAUGGUGCGGGGGGGCACUAGCCCAAGCAGUCACACCCCAGCCAAGCAGAAGCAGGUCAAAGAUGGGCGCCCCCUUGUGGGAGCGAGCGUGCUGGGCGUGGCGCUGGUGGUGGCAGCGGUGGUUGCCUGGUGCUAUUACACUGCCUCGCUGCGCAAAGCCGAUCUGCUGAAGACCGAGCUGUUGGACCUGAAUCGCGACGGGUUCCUCAUCCGCAACCACGCUGGAGUCAUUGUCUUCCGCAUGGCUUUCAGGUCUGGAUCCCUGAACCUGGACUCGUGCUCAAAGGAAGGGGAAAUUCUGAGCUGCACACAGUCAGAUACUGGAAAAUUGAACUUUUUCAUCCAGACAGUGAAGCCCAAGGAUACGGUGAUGUGCUACCGUGUCCGCUGGGAGGAGUUUGUGUUUGACCGUGUGGUGGAGCAUGCCAUGUCCUACAAUGGGUCGCACUGGUAUGGAGGUGCAGAAAGUAGCAUCCAGCACUGGCCCAUCUCUAUCUUGGGACAGCAGGCUCCCAAACCCUUUGUGACCAGUGAUGUCUACUCCAAUCGAGGCUAUUUUGGGGGGAUCCUUGAAAGGUACUGGCUGUCCUCCAGUGCUACUGCCAUCAAGAUCAACGAUUCGGUUCCUUUCCACCUAGGCUGGAAUGACACAGAGAAGACUUUGUACUUCCAAGCCCGUUAUCGGGACACACCUUAUAAGCCCGCUCUCGGCCAGCAGCCCUUCCCAGAGCUGAGCUACCGAGUCUGUGUGGGGUCUGAUGUCACAUCCAUUCACAAGUACAUGGUGAGACGCUACUUCAACAAGCCCAACAAGGUUCCCUCUAAAGACACAUUCAUGUACCCAAUCUGGUCCACCUGGGCUCUACACAAGACAGAUAUAAACCAGGAGAAGCUUUUGAAGUACGCUGCAGAUAUCAAGAAGUAUAAGUUCAACUGCAGCCACCUGGAGCUUGAUGAUAUGUAUACCAGCCGAUACGGGGAGUUCGAGUUUGACCCUGUGAAGUUCCCAAAUGCGACGGCCAUGUUCCAGAAGCUGAAGGAGGAUGGCUUCUUGGUCUCUCUGUGGACCCACCCUUUCGUCAAUUACAACUCCUCGAACUUUGGUGUCGGCAUCGAAAGGGGGCUGUUUGUUCGGGAACCAACGGGGCAGCUCCCUGCCAUGGUGCGCUGGUGGAAUGGCAUCGGCUCCAUCCUGGACUUCACCAACCCUGAGGCCCGGGAAUGGUAUGCUUCCCAACUUCGGGCCCUUAAGGCAAAAUACGGAGUCGCCUCGUUCAAGUUUGACGCUGGGGAGACUAGUUACCUGCCCCACCAGUUCAGCACCCUGGUCCCCCUGCCCGACCCCAGCACCUUCACACGUCGCUACACGGAGAUGGCUAUCCCUUUCAAUGAGCGGGCCGAGCUGCGCGUGGGCUACCAGUCUCAGAACAUCUCCUGCUUCUUCCGCAUCAUUGACCGGGAUUCAGUAUGGGGAUACGAGCUGGGCCUCAAGUCCCUCAUUCCCACCGUGCUCACCAUCAGCAUCCUGGGAUACCAGUUUAUCCUGCCAGAUAUGAUUGGGGGAAAUGCCUAUCCCAACCGCACAGACGGGUCCCAGAAGCUGCCCGACCGGGAGCUCUACAUCCGGUGGCUGGAGCUCUCGGCCUUCAUGCCCUCCAUGCAGUUUUCCGUGCCGCCCUGGGAGUACGAUAGCGAGGUUAUAAGCAUCGCACAGCGCUUCACCGCCCUCCACAAGACCUUGGUGGCUCCCCGGGUGCUGGAGCUGGCUGGAGAGGUGCUUGCCACGGGUGACCCCAUCAUCCGGCCCCUCUGGUGGAUUGCCACCAAUGACGAGGCCGCUUACAAAAUCGAUUCCCAGUUCCUCAUUGGGGAUGACCUCAUGGUGGCGCCAGUGCUGGAGCCUGGCAAGCAGGAGCGGGACAUCUACCUCCCGGCUGGCAGGUGGCGUAGCUACAAGGGCGAGUAUUUUGAUAAAGGGCCAAUGCACCUCACAGACUACCCUGUCGACCUGGAUGAGAUCGCUUACUUUGUCUGGGUUCCAUAGGAUUCGGUAACAAUUGUGAGGAAGGAUUACUGUAAUGCAACAAUUAAAAGCUUUGGUUUCCAGACAGAGAUUUUAGGAUCUCUGUAUGAAGCUAAGAUUAACAAGCUGUUCAGCGAGACAAAUAAUACAAAUGUCAGAAGUUUAAGUCUUAUUUCCAGUUCAAGAUUAAAUGUUUGUUCUCUGAUCUUUUUCUGUUACCGAUAUGGGACGUUCUUCACGGAUGCAACCAAACUGACUUAUAAGAUUGAACUCACUGUUUCUCGUUAAUGUAUCAAGUCAUUAUAUUCUGUGUCUUUAACAUUGUGCUAUAAUUGUCAUUCAAUAUUAAAUAUUAAAGGUAUCAUGCAGGCUGAUCACAUGGUGCCUUUGAGAUAAGCCCAAUGUGUUUAUCAGCUAAGCUAAUAAUUAGUCUAGGUAUUUUCUCUUGUGCAGAAAACUAGGUUAUUGAAAAGGAGUCUUGAUUUUGUGUGAAAUAAUUAAAAGCUUUAGUGAGGACCCAUUGAGGAACAAUAUUAUAGGACUCCUGAGGGAUCCUCAGACUCUUUUGAAGCACAGGUUUAAGAAAUAUUGUACUCAUUAAGAUUUUUUUGUUUGUGUAUGAGUGAGGUAUCUGAAUUUUCUUACCCUUUAAGGAGCUUCAGAAACUAAACUUUGUUGUUGCAGCAAUGUAAUGCACAAAAUGCCUUAUGCAAAAAACUUAGCUAAUUUGCUUGUGCAGUUUCUUACAGUAAGGAGAGGUGUCGGUUUGGAAUGCAUUUAAAGCUUUUCUCACCAAAUGAUGUAAGAUAUUUGAAGAACCUUCUUCAUCCUCUGAUGAAGUGGAAUGGUGACAUGUUGCCAUUCUUUGAGUACAGUUGGGUAUAAUAUAAGCACAUACUGAAAGGGACAAAUAGAACUUUAAUGUGUCAUAAAUGUUUUUAGAAACCUUCAUUUUUCCUUCCAUUACUUUAACAAGCACAAACUUUGUAAUAUAAAUAUAUAAUGUUUUUAAGUGUGGGCAAAAAAUGUUUGGAAGGUUUUUAUCACAUGGUGGCAUUGCCAUGUAAAUAUAUUCUACACCAAAGAGAAGUGUUUUUGUUAACGUUUGUUGUUGCAGUGGGCCAGGAGGAAAACAGGUGGUGGAGGUCAGCGUUCUCAAUGCAAUAGACGUAGGUUGUUUCUUUAGCCCUGUAAAUUCACACCAGAUUUGUUUGAUCAUGUUGACAUGAAGUAACAGGGAUCUCUGAAACAUCAGGAGAAUAGGAAUCGGAGCCUAUUAGUUAGUUGCAGCUGCAAAGUGGAGCUCUGUUACAUUGAAUACUAACCAUUAGUGCCUUUGCUGUGGAAGAGCCAUGCAGUGAGAUUUUUCCCUGGCACUGCCUUAACUUUGGGCGGUUUACACUUGUUAUAUCUGUAGGAUAAAUUCAUCUUUUCGCCACAGCAGCCUGUUUUGAAUUUACAUGAAUCCGCACUGACAGCAGAAUAUGUGUCCCCAGUUCCGAGCCUUACUCUUUUAGAGGAGCACCACAUGGUAGAAUACUGGACUUACAGUACCUUUAUGACAAACUCUUUCUGUAAUAUACAGGUACUUGCAGUCCUUUUGAGUCCCUGCGCAUUGCAAGUGCAGCGUGUUUGCCGGGUUUCAUUUUUGACGCGUAGCUGGCUUUACUGCCAGUCAUGGAUUUUGUUUUUAACUGAGUCAUAACUGUGUCAAUUUUGCUCUCACUUGUGCCACUGUGCAGUUCUCAGGUAUUAUAGGACAUACCACAUGCUGCGUCAUUCUAAUUGCUUUGGACAGAUGUUGAUUCAUUUCACUUCAGCACUUGCUGUUACUGAAACUCUGUAGUAUUACUGCAAAAGAGGUUAUACAGUAUAUUGUUUUGUCGCUAUUGGUCAUAUAAUAGGCACUGAGACAGCACUUUCCUGUGUAUAGUAAUUAUAGUGGAUACCAUCUUAAGAUAACACCCUUUAACAGUGUAUUGUUAUGGUGGUGCGUCAGUGUUGGGACAUAGUAAUUUCACUCUAAGUAGAAAAUUAAGAAUAUGAACAUCAAUAUUAGAAUUAUAGCAUAAUACCUAAUACCUCUGCAUUAGUUUGUACAGAUUGGAGAUUAAGACAGAAGUAAAACAAGUAAAUGUCUAUUAUUUAGGAUCAGUUCACAUUUUAGUGAAUAGAGUGUGGUCCUCUUUGUAAUGGCUCAGUGUGUCAGGCUCUGUAUUCAUUGCUUUCUUCACCUGGGCUUCAGUUUAAACACUCGGGUCUUUUCCUAGCCCCUUCUGUCUGCGUUGCUUUCUCAGUCUGAGAUGAAUAAAAUAAUAUGCGUCAAAUGUGACGAGUUAAGACUUUAUUGUAAUAGCAGUGUCUCGCUUAUGUUAGCCCUCAGUCUCUUUAUUGAGCGUAUUGCAUAUGCAGCAUAAUCUUAGACGCAGGUGAAGGGGCUGAUGUUCUUACAACCAUCUCGGAAACAGGAAAUGUCUUUGGACUCCUCUCUGCGAAUGAAAGGUAUGCAGUUAAUCACUGUCUACAAUAAAUAUAACCUUUUACCAGCAGCUGUAGUAAAUGGGGGGAAAAAAAAUCCAGAAACUGAGCCAGCUCUUCAUUACUAAAUAUCAUUAAUCCAAAUUGAAUUGAAUGUUUUACAACAAAGUAAUCUCAUAUAAUCCCAUACGAUUAAUAUAUUUUUAGAAUUAAUAUCAGUUCAGGUGUCUUUGAACAUUUGUAUUGGCAACAAAUGGCCAAAGGAAUAAUUGGAUAUACUAGUGAAAACAAAUGUGGGUGCUGUCGGAGUGGAAAGUGUCAUGUUUAUGCAGUUGGCGAAGAUAGGAAAUAUUUUAUAUCUGAAGUUCAGAUUGAGAUCUCACAGCAUUGAGGAAGUACCUGGGCCUCAGUGUGUUGGGUGUGGUAUACACUCCUUUAAAAUGGAUCACCAGUAAGGGUUUUGAAAAAAAAAAACAAGAAGAAUUUGACUUCUGCUUAUUUACAGAACUUGAGAAUAAUAUAGAGGUGUAAAACUAAACAAACCACUUUUUUGAAUAAAAUGUUUAUUAAACGAUACAAGAAUAUUAUAGUUUUUGUUUCAAAAUCAGUGAUUUCCAAUUCUCAUUUUAUUUUCAGCUUACUGGAUAAAGCAGUUAGAAAAUGGAUGGAGUUUAUUUUUUAGCUCAUACUAUGGAACAGGUCUGUGAUAUAUUGAUUUUAAAAGUAGCUGGUUUUCAACUUUUGAAAUGGCUGGGAAGCAUCAGGUCUGCGUGCUUUGUGUAAAUGCAAGAACAGAAUUACAUUUUCCAAGGUGAUUAAAUUGCAGUAAACCAAGGCCAAUGAAAGCAGUUCCUUUAAAACUAGAAGUAGUUUCUAAAAAGCUAAGAGAAAUUAAGAUAUGUAAUUAAGAG
Molecule: messenger RNA, 5686 nt
Organism: Lepisosteus oculatus (spotted gar)
Lineage: Eukaryota; Metazoa; Chordata; Actinopteri; Semionotiformes; Lepisosteidae
Gene: myorg
Product: myogenesis regulating glycosidase
Biological process (GO): skeletal muscle fiber development; carbohydrate metabolic process
Molecular function (GO): hydrolase activity, hydrolyzing O-glycosyl compounds
Source: RefSeq, a predicted model, not a curated record